Molecule: messenger RNA, 2474 nt
Organism: Sceloporus undulatus (fence lizard)
Lineage: Eukaryota; Metazoa; Chordata; Lepidosauria; Squamata; Phrynosomatidae
Gene: CCDC78
Product: coiled-coil domain containing 78
Exons: 15
Coding region: 80-1798 (572 amino acids)
Cellular component (GO): cytoplasm
Source: RefSeq, a predicted model, not a curated record
ACACACCAAGCAGAGUGACUCUUGGUUUCUUAUAGUAUUUCCUUCUGGGUUUCUAAAUAUUGCCUCCAUCAUUCCCUCGAUGGUCCCCAUGGAUUUUGGAAAUGGUCCCGAGAAUAGCAGCAUCCCUGGCUUCCAAGAUCAGGUGCGGAGCCUCACCAAUGAAAACGUCCAGCUGCAAGACCGAAAUGAAAGGCUCUAUAGCAAAAUUGGGGAGCUGCAGGAAAAGAUGGGACAGUUGGCUGGCUCCAAGACCAACCUGUCAUCUAGACUGAUCCACAGCGAAGAGGAGAAACUCAAGAUUUCCAAGGACUUUGUUGAUUUUCAGAUCGAGGCCAACAAAAUGAGAGAGCAACACGAAGCGGAAAACUUUGAACUGAAGACUCUGAUUCUGUCCCUGGAAAAUCGUAUUCUGGAGGUUGAGCUUCAUACCGAGAAAACCACCGGGGAACGCGAUGCCUUACGGGAGCGUCUUGAAGCGCUUGAAGCCAACCGCAAGGAGCUGGCGGAUGAGUACCUUGUUCUGAAGAGCAACUACCUUGCACUGGGCAAGGAGCAUGAACAAGAGGUGGCCAAGAAUGAAGAGUUGAGCAAAGAGUUACUCAACUUGGCCCUUUGCCGUGUGCCGGGAAACCUCCCUGAGUCCAAUGCUCAAACGGAUGAACCAACUGAAGAAUUAAAGCGGGUGCGAGCUUUGGUGCGCCGUCUUUCUGCCCGCAAAGUGAGGCCUGAAGAUGUGGUGGCUUCAGAACAUGAACGGCAGAAGCUGGAGAAAAGUCUCUUUGGAAACCAAGAUUAUUUCGCCAGAGAGAUUGAAAAGAUGAAAGAAAUGUACAACUCUCAACAACAAAAAUUAGAGGAAAGAGUGGUGACUAUGGGGAAGGAGCUUCAAGAAGCAAAGAAGGCGAUUCGGAGCACGCAGCACAAAAUGGCGGAGCAGUCAGCGGUUCUGCUCUCCUCUCAAAGCCAGCUCCAAGAAGUAGAAGCAGAGAACUCCCAGCUGCAGUUGCAACUGAAGGAGCUCAACGAAGAGUACCGGUCCCGGCUUGUUCAAUACAUCACAGACCUUGCGGAAUACAUUGACAGCAAAUCAGCUUCUGCUGCAACAGGGGCCGGCAAAGCCCCCUCAGAGCCCGCUCACAUGAAGCGCUUUGUGGACAGCAUGCUGAAGGACAUCCGGGCUUCCUAUAAGUCUCGGGAAGAGCAGCUGGCUGGAGCCGCUCGUGGCUAUAAGAAACGCAUGCAGAAAUUGGUCAAAAGGCAUGAGGGCCUACUGGUUGCAUACAGGAUGCAGCGGGAACAGAUUCGGUCCCUGGGCACCAAUGACAUGGAUCCUGGUCCAGCAGAACACCAUUUCAGCAUCACAGAUGCCGAGCUGUUGACAAGCACCUCUCAAGAGCUGAACCAGCUGCGGGAAGACAAAGCGAACCUGGAAGGCCAGCUUCAAGAACUGCAGAUGAAGGUAAAGCUAAGUGAACAUGUUGGCCCUCAGACAUCACCUCCACACACCUUGGAUGAGGCAGGCUGGGUUGAGCUCAGGAAGCAGCUGCGGGAAUUCACUCACUCCACCCAGGAAGAUUUGGAAAAGGAGAGGAGCCAGCUGUUGGCACGAGCCACAGUGGCAGAAGAGCAGGUUGCCGAAUUGCAGGACUAUGUCGAUAAGCAUCUGGGGAGAUACAAGGAAGAGAUCUUGAGGCUGAGGAAACUCCUAGGAACAGAUGGCCUCCGGGUGUUUAGUGCUGGAGCUUCCAAUGCCCCAGUGACUUCAAAAACCAAGAGGAAUAUCAGCAAGGAAACAUAGUCUCCACACCAUGAAUCAUGAGCCGAGUGUUCUUGUAGCAUCCUCAAAAGGACUGGUAUCUUGGCCCAAGCAGCAACUGGACUGCAAUACAUGAUUUACCUCUAUCUCUCAGAGAGGAUUCCCAGAAACAAGUAGUUCAAAGAGGUCUUUCAACCACUCUUUUUGUUCUUUAUUUCCCUGUUUCUUUCUCCAUGGCAUUCACUCAGAGCAAUGCAAAAGGUUGUUUCCCCUCCCCACUAUAUUCUCCUAAUAAACUAUCGAGAUAAGUUAGGAUCAGAUAAAUUAACUGAAUUAGAACUCAAAUUGCAGAUUCUAGAUACAUGACACCAUGCAAUAUCUUGCAUCCAAAUGCAAGCAGCUUAUUUCUCAUUUAAGCAUCCAUACUGUGCUCAUCUUAUGGCUGGCAAGUUUCCUUAUACAGGCUCCAAUACAGGGUUUGGUGCUGUGGCUUUUAGAAGUGAUCCCAAAAGCAAUGACUGCAGAAUCUGCAGCUGCACCACAUUAGUAAAACACAUCAGAAUCUAGUGUACAAUUCAGGAAUUCUUUUUUCCUCUUUCCUUCUGUCACAACCGAUCAACUCAGUGAGAACCAGAACUUAAUAGAUGUUGCCCUUAGUAUCACAAACACUCAGUAAAAUAUAACGUAUUGUGAAAGUUCAUUACAAAUAAACAGAACA